Cephus cinctus (wheat stem sawfly) is the source of this 2525-nucleotide messenger RNA. RefSeq names its product ATP-binding cassette sub-family B member 8, mitochondrial. Gene Ontology annotation, molecular function: ABC-type oligopeptide transporter activity; ATP hydrolysis activity; ATP binding. Bases 229 to 2337 code for a protein of 702 amino acids. Gene Ontology annotation, cellular component: membrane. The record is from RefSeq and is a predicted model, not a curated record. Gene Ontology annotation, biological process: transmembrane transport. The transcript has 10 exons. Lineage: Eukaryota; Metazoa; Arthropoda; Insecta; Hymenoptera; Cephidae.
UGUCCUAUCCAUUGCAAUGUACUGCCCUUGAGAGAUUCAUGUAAAGGUUAAUUUCCUAAUGAGUUUCCCUGACAUUUAAAGGAAUGUUUUGGAUCGGUGUACGGUGCUUGUGGUCUUCAAGAUAUGUAGAUUUAUGAUUAAAAUUUCAACACAUGCUUUUAAUUGAAUUUAUUAAUGGUUAAUAAUAAAUUAUCUGAAAGACGUGUCACGUCAUAAAUAGUAAAUAAGAUGUCUAUCUUACGUCUUGUCACUGCAUACAAAUGUUAUGCAAAGAAUGUAGUUAUUAGCAGAGAUAGGUGCUUUCCAUACUCUCUAAAGCCAAGAAAUCAUAUACUUAAUAGAGUUAGAAGAGAGUUUAGUGUAACUCUUCGUAAGUUUACUAAAACACGAAAUAAUGAAACAAAAGUCUGGACAUGUUUAAUAUUUGGUCUGGGGGGAUUUGGAGUAGUAACAACUUUUUUUUCAAAAUUAUAUACCAAUCGUGCAAUAUGUGAGAGAAACCGAACAAUUGGAUCCGUAAAGUCUGAUAAUCAGGAACAGCCUUUUAAAUGGCGAGCGUUUUCAAGAUAUCUUUAUCCACACUUUUGGGAGUUAUUAAUUGCUAUAACAAGUGCAUUCAUAGUUGCUAUUUUGAAUAUAUGGAUACCACAAUGCGUUGGAGGGGUGGUUAAUGUAAUAGCAACAUUUGCUCGAAAGGGUUCAAGUAAUGGCUUCAAUGAUGAUUCCAUGAUCAACAUUCUAAAGCAGCUGUCUGAACCUGCAUUUAAGUUGGCAUGCAUGUAUGUAGCUCAAGCUGUUUUUUCUUUCGUGUAUAUUUAUACGCUUUCUGGAGUUGGGGAGAGAAUUGCAAUGAGGCUUCGGCAAAAUUUAUUUAAAUCAAUAAUUAUGCAAGACAUAGCCUUUUUCGAUAAAAAUCGCACCGGAGAAAUAGUUAAUCGAUUAACUAGUGACAUACAGGAUUUUAAGAGUGCAUUCAAGAUGUGUAUUUCACAAGGAUUAAGGUGCAUGACACAGAUAGUGGGUUGUGUCAUUUCUAUAACAGUGAUAUCACCACAGCUCACUGGUUUUAUGGUAAUUUGCGUGCCAACAGUGAUACUUGUCGGCACGAUUCUUGGCAGCAGUUUGAGAAAAUUAUCAAAAGAUGCCCAAAAUCAAACUGCAAAGUCAACAGCCGUGUGUGAAGAAGCAAUUAGCAACAUACGUACGGUACGAGCCUUUGCUGCUGAAGAGAGAGAAAUUGAAAUGUUUUCUCACGAGAUUGAAUUGGCUUCGCAGCUACAGGAACAAUUGGGGCUUGGUAUUGGUCUCUUUCAAGCAGGAACUAAUUUGUUUCUUAAUGGAAUUGUACUUUCUACGUUAUACUUUGGUGGGCACUUAAUUUCCACUGGUCAAUUAAGCUCAGGAGAUUUGAUGGCUUUUCUGAUGGCCACUCAAACCAUACAAAGAUCCCUUACGCAAUUGUCCUUGUUAUUUGGCACCUAUGUCAGAGGUAUAAGUGCUGGUUCGAGAGUAUUUGAGUAUCUAGAGUUGCAACCAACAUCGCUAAUGGUUGGUGGCGAAAUAAUCAAAGAUCGAUCCUUCCGUGGGAAUAUAGUUUUCAAAGACGUAACAUUCAGCUAUCCCACCAGAACAGAUCAUCCAAUUUUAAAAGAUUUUAAUUUAAAUAUUCCUGCUGGAAAAAUGAUUGCUAUUGUCGGUUCAAGUGGAAACGGAAAAUCAACUGUAGCUGCAUUACUUGAAAGGCUGUACGAUAUUGAUAAGGGUGCUAUUACGAUCGACGGUAUAGACAUCAGAACUUUAAAUUCUAGUUAUUUGCGGGGUGAUGUUUUAGGCUAUAUUAAUCAAGAACCUAUACUCUUUGCAACUAGUGUUAUGGAGAAUAUCAGAUAUGGGAAACCUGAUGCUACAGAUGAAGAGGUAAUGGAAUCAGCAAAAGAAGCAAAUGCUCAUGAAUUUAUUAUGAACUUCCCAAAUGGCUAUGAUACUCUUGUUGGUGAAAAAGGUGCACAGCUUUCCGGUGGGCAGAAACAAAGAGUCGCCAUUGCCAGAACAUUGCUGAAGAAACCAUCUAUACUGAUUCUGGAUGAAGCUACUAGCGCUCUGGACUACAAAAGCGAAAGAGUCGUCCAAAAAGCAUUGGAGAAUGCAGCAAAAGGCCGUACUGUUUUAGUUAUAGCCCAUCGAUUAAGUACCGUUAAAGCUGCUGAUAUCAUAGUAGUGUUACAAAACGGUGUUAUUGUGGAGAUGGGUACACAUACUGAACUGAUUAAAAGGAAGGGGUCGUACUACAACUUGAUUAAUCAACAAGGAAAAAAUAACGAGAAUCAGCAUAAUUGAUAGAAGCCAGAAAGAAACUGUGACAUUGAAUACCUAAUCACGAAGCGAAUCAUACAAACAAGCAAUAUUUCAACGAUUCAUCGAUGAAAUUCUUAGAUACAUUUGUUAUAAAUUAUAAGACAUCUUGUAUGUAUAUAUGAGUAAUAAACACAAGGUGUUUGGAAUAAUAAAAUGUAUAUAAAUGCCAA